AUAAAAUAGCACAUUUGAACGAUUUCUUAUGCUUUUCUAAAUUAGAACAUCGAUCACUACUUUCGUUUUGAAAAUGAUUCGUAUAGACAUUUUAUGUUUGUCUAAGUUUGUUUACAUAGAUGGAGGUACCCGGGAAGAAGCGUGACUCCGACCUUGACAAGUGUUCCGCUGACGCAACUGUCUUCUGCCAGCCGUGUGGAGAAGGCGGUAAACGUGCUGUGGCCCAGGGCUUCUGUCAGACCUGCGAGGAGUACAUGUGCGCUCCCUGUGUCGAAUACCAUAGGAGAUUAAAGAUGUCCAGGAACCAUAUUUUGCUUUCAAAAGAUAAGAUGCCAUCCUUCUACCAGUCAACGAAAAAAUCAGCUAUCGCCGACAAGGAGUAUUGUAACAACCAUCCGAUGGAGAUGAUCAAGUUUUAUUGCCCGACCCACGGAGCCCUUGGAUGUGAUGAUUGUGUCGUACUCGACCAUCGCAGCUGUAAAGUUGACUAUAUCGCCGAUGUGGCUAAAGAAUUCGUCACUGGAAAAGAAUUCAGAGAGCUGGAACCAUCGAUUAAACGAGUUGAAGAUCUUUUAUCCGCGUUCAUUAGUAACGUCAAGGAGAUUUUUGGCGAUGUCAAAAACCAGUCUAAGGUUGAGAUAGAUAAACUGAGGAAGUUCCGGGCAGAAAUAAACACAUACCUGGACCGGCGCGAGAAGGAGUUGCUCGACAACAUCGAGAAAAUCAAGACCGAGGAUGAGAACGUGUUGAUUGCACUUAAGACCGAUUGUGAAAUGAUGAAAACUGGACUUGAUGCCAUGAGGAAGGAAGUGACUUCCGGUGACGUCUCGGUGAACCAGCAGUACGUGGCGGCAAGGCGAGGCCGGAAGGAGCUACGGGGGAUUCGUGACGAGAUGGAGAAGAUAGUUGGUAGAAUGAAGGCCCGGAAGUAUCAGUUUACUAAGAACGUGGACACGGAGCGGCUGCUUGGAUCGAAAAUGGGCCUUGGAACACUGGACGUUGCGGGAGAGUUUCGAAAGAAUGUUCAAGUUCCUGACCGCUCUACUGUCACAUGGAAGAAUGAAGCAGACAUCAACGUCAGAGCGCCACAGGACCAGGAAACCUGCUAUAUUUCCGGCCUCGCCCUGCUCUCUCCUGGUCUCUUCCUUCUGACUGACUACGGUAACAACUGUGCCAAACUGGUGGACGUCACCACCCGCAACGUCACCUCCCGCAUCAAAAUACCACACUGUCCCUGGGAUGUAUGUGUGCUCCCUGAUAACCAGGCUGCAGUCACUCUCCCGGGUAAGUCUAUGAUACAACUGCUGUCUACGAAAGGAGGGAAGUUGUCGCGUGGAAAGAAAAUUAAAGUAUCAUCUGAUGGUCGUGGUAUUGCGUAUUACAACAAUAGAUUAUACGUGUCUUACGCAUCAAACGCGAGUAUUGAAAUUAUGACAUUGGAUGGACAUGUUAUCAGUACAUUUCAAAAAGAUGAUGGAAGACAUAUUUUCAAAUGCCCAUACUACCUGACUGUGUCAGCUUCCACACCACCGACCCUGUAUGUGUCUGACUGUACUGCACACAACGUCAUCCAGCUGUCUCUAGACGGGAAGGCCCUAAGAGAGUACAGUGACAAGAAGCUCAAAUAUCCCCUGUCCGUAGUGGCGGUAGGUCCUGGUCAGCUGCUAGUGUGUGGGUAUGGCAGCCACAACGUGAUGCUGCUGACAGAGAGGGACGGCAAGAUGACGGAAAUACUGGGAGAUAAGGACGGAGUGACAUAUCCCUACUCUGUGUCCUUCUGUCCCUACACACGUACGAUAGUUGUCGGAAUGUUGCGUAAUGACUCAUUAAUGAAGGUGUUUAGUGUAAACUGACACUGAUUCUUCUUAGUCAUGAUUGUUGUUUCUAAGGAAGAAAUAACCAUGCAUUAAAUAUUUUUAUAAACAACUGAAAGGUUAAUGCAAAAACAUUUAUUUUACAAUUUCAGCUUGCGGUUUUGAUUUGUUGUAACCUUGUGCUAUCAAACUGAACAACCAUUUAUAUUAAAUGUAUUUUGCAGUUAUAUCAUAACAUUUUUACAAGUAACUAUAAAGGAUAGUUUUAAUGAAAAUUUCCAAGUGUAAUUCCAGCUUCAAUUUGAAUAGACGGUAAAUAUUAUAAAAAUAUUUUAUACCUUCAAAUUUAAGGUAUCAAAUGAAAUGUACGAGUAUUUACAUUUAAAGAGUAUUUAUCUUGAGACGGUUGACUAAGUGAUUUUGCCUUUUAUAUUUUAAAUGUAUGUAAUAUUUCUUCAUUUAAACAUGGCUUGAAAAUAACCGAAGAUUUUACUUAAAUAUUUGAAUAAAAAAUGAUUAUAAACAAGUCUUGGAAGUGUCGGUUGAGAAAUCCUGUAAAUAUAUGUUAGCUGAUUGGGCUUUGUAUUUAUGUGAAAGAAUCACUCUGUGUUCUUAAUGUUUCGAUGUA
Molecule: messenger RNA, 2442 nt
Organism: Mya arenaria
Lineage: Eukaryota; Metazoa; Mollusca; Bivalvia; Myida; Myidae
Exons: 3
Coding region: 120-1853 (577 amino acids)
Biological process (GO): positive regulation of DNA-templated transcription
Cellular component (GO): chromatin; nucleoplasm
Molecular function (GO): ubiquitin-protein transferase activity; zinc ion binding
Source: RefSeq, a predicted model, not a curated record